Molecule: messenger RNA, 1016 nt
Organism: Cornus florida
Lineage: Eukaryota; Viridiplantae; Streptophyta; Magnoliopsida; Cornales; Cornaceae
Product: transcription and mRNA export factor ENY2-like
Exons: 5
Coding region: 163-498 (111 amino acids)
Biological process (GO): regulation of transcription by RNA polymerase II; poly(A)+ mRNA export from nucleus; positive regulation of DNA-templated transcription
Cellular component (GO): DUBm complex; SAGA complex; nuclear pore
Molecular function (GO): chromatin binding; transcription coactivator activity
Source: RefSeq, a predicted model, not a curated record
AAAUUAUACCUAAAACUUGUUACAGGACCCUCUCCCAGUUUUGUCACUGUGCUACACGGUUACACCGACUCAAGAACGUUUAAAAAGGGCUUCAUUGUUUCGUCGCUCUUUUGCGUCGCUCUUCUCUGAUCGUGUUCGAUUCAUCAACCAGAGGGAAAAAAAAUGAGGGCUUCGGUGAAGCGUCCCCCAACACCAGACGCAGAGGAAGAACAAGAUCAAGAGCCCACUCUCCAAGAAAUCAUCAACGUCAAGUUCAUUGAGAGUGGAGAAAAAGAAAGAUUGAAGGAGCUUUUAAGGGAAAGGCUAAUUGAAUGUGGCUGGAGGGAUGAAAUGAAAGAUCUUUGCAGGGCAUUAGUGAGGAAGAAAGGAAGGAACAAUGUCACUGUGGAUGACCUUAUUAAUGUCAUCACCCCUAAGGGCAGAGCUUCUGUUCCUGAUUCUGUAAAAGCCGAGCUGUUGCAGCGGAUUAGAUCUUUUCUUGCAUCGGCUUCUCUUUGAUUUCAUCAUGUAGCCGUUGGCAGUUAGCAGUCAACAGUCCUGGGACAUGUGUGUGCAAAAAUGCUUCUGCCAAGUGUGUCCGAGUUAGUCUGACUUAUCAAAAAAAAAGUGUGUCCGAGUUAGUCUGAUGUUUGUUUGGAGGAUGUUCUCGAAUGAAUACUUUUGACGGAAUGCAUUUCAGAACUGUUGGAAAAUGCAUGUUGCAUCUACAUAUGAUGGGAACAGUCAGUCUUCUUCGGUGACAAAGAAAGCAAGAUUUGGCAUGUUAAGGUUUAUUAUCAACUUUGUUGACCUACAUGGCUUUGAGACUUCAAUUAUGGCAGAGAAGUGUUAUUCUGAAUUUACUAUUUUUAGUUUGUAAAUAAAUCAUGAUAGACAUACUGGUUGAUCUGUCUAGAUAUUCAAGGAAUUGGAUAUAGAAGUUGUUGGCAAGGUUUUUGUUAAAAUGCUAGUGAGAGUGGCAUGAGCAAUGAACUUUGGUGAUUUAUUUUGGUGGUAUGAGGAAUGAACUUGGGUUA